Pelodiscus sinensis (Chinese soft-shelled turtle) is the source of this 2475-nucleotide messenger RNA. RefSeq names its product phosphatidylinositol 3,4,5-trisphosphate 3-phosphatase TPTE2. Gene Ontology annotation, cellular component: membrane; cytosol. Lineage: Eukaryota; Metazoa; Chordata; Testudines; Trionychidae. Gene Ontology annotation, biological process: dephosphorylation; monoatomic ion transport; transmembrane transport. Gene Ontology annotation, molecular function: phosphatidylinositol-3,4,5-trisphosphate 3-phosphatase activity; monoatomic ion channel activity. The record is from RefSeq and is a predicted model, not a curated record.
UAAACCUGUAAUGAAAUCAUGGACACUGGAAAAUCUGCUUAAACUGAAUGGUUGGAUUUGAGGUUAGCAGAAAGGCUUAAGUCGUUUUAUGUGCACUCUAAUGAAUUAACAGUCAAACUUGAAAAAUGUUUGCCUCAACACGUUUAUAUUUUUAGUGUAUAAACACAUUAGUAUGUUUAAAUUGCUGGUUCCAGGCAAUGCUGCUGCAAAGCAUAUGCCAGUUAACUAUCCAAAAUGUGGAGCCAAGGAGAGUUUGAAAAUGACGUGACUCUACAAUACAAUUACAAAACUGGGUUCUGCAUAAUCUUUGAAUUUCCUCACUGGGUCAUUACAUGCUACAGCUGUUGUCUCUUAUUUGGUCUGUUUUAUUAAAGUUCAGAAGGAAGUAAUAAAGAACUCUUCCGAAUGGCUCAUUUUAAGAAGGUGUAAAAAUGCUACUCUAGCACUGGUUUGCUUCAUGCUGUUCCACUCUCCCUUUCCUGUUUGGUAUCCUGUUCUGCACAGAGACGUAUCUGUACUACAAUUUUCCUGAUGCAAACAUUCGUGCUCUCUCCAUAGUUCCUUCCUGUAAUAAGAACUAGGCAUUUUAACUUGCUGGAAUAGUUUUGCAUCUAUGCAGUGCCAGCACUUUCUGAGCAUGUGCUCUGUAUUAGAAUUGUUCUAAACUGGUUCCUAAACUGCUUGCGAAUGUUUUUAGCUUACUAAAGAAUAUAUAUUUAAUUCACUCUAUGGAGUCCAUUUCGAAUGCUGAAGAUUGAGUGGCAUGCCUUUUUUGUGAGGCAUUGAUCAAGUGUUAAUAAGUAACGAGCUGCUACAACAAUGUAUAGGUUUCAAAAGACAGAGGAGGCCAGCAUAAAGAUUGAUGAUGGCUGCGCUGAGGACAAUGAACCAGACACUUGCUCCCGUAGAAUUAAGAAAAAAAUUUCUCCGUUUGUCAUGUCAUUUGGAUUCAGAGUAUUUGGUGUUCUGCUCAUCUUUGUGGACAUUACUCUUGUGAUUGUGGACCUAGCUAUUAGUGACAAGAAAAGGAGCAUGAGAGACACCCUUGAAGGCAUUUCCUUGGCAAUAGCACUCUUCUUUCUCGUGGAUGUUCUUUUGCGAGUAUUUGUUGAGGGCUUCAACAAUUAUUUCAGGUCCAAACUGAACAUUUUAGAUGCUGUGAUUGUUGUGGGCACCCUGUUGAUUAAUAUGGUAUAUUCGUUCUCUGACUUCAGUGGUGCGGACAAGAUCCCAAGAAUGGUUAUUGUCCUUCGAGCAUUGAGAAUUAUCAUUCUGAUGAGAAUACUUCGCCUGGCCUCACAAAAGAAACAACUAGAAAAGGUGACCAGGAGAAUGGUCUCGGAAAACAAAAGGCGCUAUACGAAAGAUGGCUUUGACCUGGACCUCACUUAUGUUACUGAGCGUAUUAUUGCAAUGUCAUUUCCAUCAUCUGGGAAGCAGUCUUUCUAUAGGAAUCCUAUAAAGGAAGUUGCAAGAUUCUUGGAUACAAAACAUAAAGAUCAUUAUAAAAUCUAUAACCUUUGCAGUGAAAAAGGUUAUGACCCUGUGUACUUCCAUUACAGGGUAGAGAGAGUCUUCAUUGAUGACCACAAUGUCCCCAGCCUACAGGACAUGCUGAAAUUUACUGCCAAUGUGCGUGAGUGGAUGAAACAGGAUGAAAAGAAUAUCAUAGCAAUUCACUGUAAAGGAGGCAAAGGCAGGACUGGAACAAUGAUUUGUACUUGGCUCAUUGACAGUGACCAGUUUGAGAGUGCAAAGGAGAGCUUGGACUAUUUUGGGGAGAGGAGAACAGAUAAAAGUAUGAGUUCCAAAUUUCAAGGAGUUGAAACACCAUCUCAGAGUCGGUAUGUUGGGUAUUAUGAGAUCCUGAAGAACAAAUAUAACUUGACACUCCCACCAGAGAGAGAACUCAAAAUAAAGAACAUCAAAAUCUACUCUAUUAAUGGAGUUGGAAGAGGCAAUGGAAGUGAUCUUAAAGUACAGAUCAUUGUGAAAAAGAAAGUUGUAUUCCAUUGUGUUUGUGCAACUCAAGAAAACUGUAGGUUAUUUUUUGAUGCUGAAAAUGACUUUGCAGUGAUUGGCUUGAGAGACUGCCCGGUUAUAAGUGGCGAUGUGAAAAUCAGAUUUGAAUCGCUAACUGAUCUUCCAAAAGGCUAUGAUGACUGCCCAUUCUUCUUCUGGUUCAACACCUCUUUUAUAGAAAAUAACAGACUUUAUCUUCCUAGAAAUGAGUUGGAUAACCCUCAUAAAUCAAAAAUGUGGAAAAUCUACAGGGAGAAGUUUGCAGUGGAAUUGAACUUUGUAGAACCAUGAGAACUUGACAGCAAUUGUUUAAAUUGAGUUGAUGUUUUGCUCAAUCAUGUUUUGUCUUCACCAAACGUGGUGGCAUCUUCUGACAGUCUCCUUCCUCAUGUAUUUCAUGUGUAUUUGUAUGGAGAUAUAGCAUCUCAAAAUUAAAUGUUGAAACAAGAAAAA